CAACCUCUGCCUCUCUCCCUCUCUCUCCCACUUUUGUGUCGUUUGUAUAUAAAACAGCUCCUGAUUCCUGACCCUCACAUAAUCAGAAAUGCUGACCGGCUCACACACACAACCAAAGCAGUAGCAAGUAGCUAAGAUGGGAGGUACAAGAUGGUGCCUUGGUGCUGAACUCUGGACGCCGAAGGUCAAGGUACACUCCUCGGCCUCCUGUCCAUGUCCGUCGCAGCAGCAGCUACUCUUAGAAGAAGAGUCGUCGUCCUCUGGUUCUCCUCCGGCCGAGCCAGAGCCAGAGCCAGAGCCAGAGCAAGCUGGCUCAGGCGAAGAAGAGGGAGCAGGGCACACGAGCGUGCAGCGUGAGGUGUUCACCAUCUGGAUGAAGUCGCUGGUGCUCAACGGCAGCGGCUGCACGGUCUUCGACUCGUCCGGCCGCAUCGUCUACCGCGUCGACAACUACGGCUCCCGCCACUCCGUCGAUGUCUGCCUCAUGGACAUCACGGGGAGCGUGGUCCUCCAGGUGCUCAAGAGGUUCUGGCGGUGGGACGGGUACAGGCGCGGCAACUGGGAAUCAAAAGAGCCCGACGCGCCGCGGGCGCGGGGGCGGCCAUGGUUCACGGUGGUGAGCAAGAGGUGGGGCCACGGUCCGAGCUGCGAGUUCAGGACCGACGGCGGCCGCGCCGUGCGGUACAAGAUGAACGGAGGGAGGCGGCGGCAGCAGGCGGCGCGCGCCUCCUGGAUCGUGGACGACGCCACCGGCGUGGCCGUGGCGGAGGUGAAGAGGAAGCUCACGCCGACGGGGGUGUCCCUCGGCGAGGAUGUGCUCACGCUGGUGGUGGAGCCCAACGUCGACCACUCGCUCAUCAUGGGGCUCCUAGUCGUGCAUGGCCUCAUCAACCACAGUAUGUGAAACCGUCCACGGCCGGCUGUAAUUAUCGCCGGACCGGAUGUAUAGCCAAAUUGGCGUCCUACUUGAUGUUACGUGUAUGCGCAAGAGACACAAACCUCUUCUGUUUGAGAGUGAACUAUUUGGACAUAUUCCUCUGGAAUUUAUUUUUCUUC
Messenger RNA from Lolium rigidum, 1056 nucleotides. RefSeq names its product protein LURP-one-related 11-like. The transcript is spliced from 2 exons. The coding region runs from base 137 to 904 and encodes 255 amino acids. The record is from RefSeq and is a predicted model, not a curated record. NCBI's taxonomy places the organism in Eukaryota, Viridiplantae, Streptophyta, Magnoliopsida, Poales, Poaceae.